Messenger RNA from Xylona heveae TC161, 1917 nucleotides. RefSeq names its product thioredoxin-domain-containing protein. The transcript has 3 exons. Gene Ontology annotation, molecular function: protein-disulfide reductase activity; protein disulfide isomerase activity. The coding region runs from base 197 to 1636 and encodes 479 amino acids. The record is from RefSeq and is a predicted model, not a curated record. Gene Ontology annotation, biological process: response to endoplasmic reticulum stress. Gene Ontology annotation, cellular component: endoplasmic reticulum lumen. Lineage: Eukaryota; Fungi; Ascomycota; Xylonomycetes; Xylonales; Xylonaceae.
UAAACCUCUUCUCACACGACCAGCACUAGUACAUAUUUGCACUCUUUACUAUAUCGAAUUUUCUAUUUUUGAGCUAGAUAUCUUUUUUGGUUUAUUCUAAUUAAUUAUACAUUUUCUUAAUUUUGUUCUUGGAGCUUCAUUUUGCGCUCCUUCACUAAGCUAGCAUAGCUCAGUUCUUGCUUGGUAGAGCGCCAACAUGUUUGCAGGCCUCUCAUGGACGGCCGCCGCCGCAGCUCUCCUGCUCGCACUGCCUGCUUCUGCUGAUUCCUUGUACACAAAAUCCUCACCCGUGCUUCGUGUUGAUGCGAAAAAUUACGAUCAACUCAUUGCCAGAUCUAACCACACCUCUAUUAUAGAAUUCUACGCACCCUGGUGUGGACAUUGCCAGAACCUCAAACCCGCAUACGAAAAAGCUGCGCGCAACCUCCAAGGUCUCGCAAAGGUAGCAGCAGUGAACUGCGACGAUGAAUCGAAUCAGGCAUUUUGCGGAAGCAUGGGAAUCCAAGGUUUCCCCUCCCUAAAGAUUGUGGUGCCAUCAAAGAAGGCUGGCCGACCGUCAGUCGAAGACUACAUGGGCGCACGAAGCGCCAAGGCCAUCGUGGACGCCGUCGUGGAUCGGAUACCCAACCAUGUGAAGAGAAUAGGCGACAAGUCAUUGGACAGCUGGCUCAAGGAGGGCAACUCAUCCGCAAAGGCCAUAUUAUUUACAGAAAAAGGCACCACCAGCGCUCUAAUCCGAGCUCUGGCCGUCGACUUCCUGGGCAACAUUAAUUUUGCGCAGAUUCGAAACAAGGGAAAGGGCGCAGUAUCCACCUUUGGGGUGUCCUCUUUCCCUACCCUUGUUCUUCUCCCCGGCGGAGAACAAGAUGCCAUCGUAUACAACGGCGAGAUGAAAAAGGGCCCUAUAACUGAAUUCCUGAGCCAGAUUGCCCAGCCGAAUCCGGACCCUGCUCCAAAGAAAGCCAAGGCUUCGAACAAAGCCAAAGACGAGAGCAAAGCGAAAAAGAAGGCCUCUGAGGACUCCGCCGCGUAUUCAUCCGCAUCGGCAUCGCACCUUGCCGAUGAAGUCGCAGGAGCCACGUCCAUUACCCUGGAAGAGAGCAGUGUGCCAACAGAGUCUCCCGAACCGGGCGCGGCUCCCAGUGAUGCUCCCAAGCCAGUAGACGUCCCAGACGCUCCAGAGCCUCUCCCUACACUUGAAACGUCAGAGCAAUUGCGAAAGGCUUGUCUGGGGCCCAAGACCGGCACGUGCAUCUUGGCUCUGGUGCCUGCUGUCAAGGAUUCCGAGACCGUCUUGCCCGAAGCCGCAACAGUCGCUCUCGGAAGCUUGUCCGAAGUAGCGCACAAGCACAAGCAGAGACACGGGCAUUUGUUUCCCUUUUAUGCGCUGCCCGUUGACAAUGCGGACGCAGUGAGAGUCAGGGAUGCCCUCUCAGUAAACACCGACAGCGAUGUUGAACUUAUCGCGCUCAACGGACGACGGUCUUGGUUCCGCCGAUAUGUCGGCGAGGGCUAUGGCCAUGAAGAGGUCGAGAAGUGGGUAGACGCCAUUCGUCUCGGAGAAGGCAAGAAGGAAAAAUUACCCGAGGGACUGGUAGAGACUGAAGAACAGCCCGAGACUCACGACGAGCUGUGAGGAGUGAAAGAGGAGCGGUUAUAUAGGCUUUGGUUAUAUUUUUUUAGCAUUGAUCAUUUAUUAGGCAUUUAUUGUUUAUUCCGAGCUUGGUUGUCAUAUUACAUCUAGUUCAUUCAUUGACGCAUUGGUUCUGCAUGUCUCCUCGAAAAAUAACCUCAAUCUUCCUCUGUGCUGUAAAAAAGGCAGUAGUGCUAUCGAGCUACCAACCAUGCUGCAUAGAGUAACAUAAAAUCUACAUUGAAAUCAUACAAAUAUACAUAAGUAACAUUUUGACAUGAGGG